ACCAAAUAUUCUUCACUGCGUCCAAGCUCCAAAGCCAGAGCAUCAAUUUUAAGUAUCACCACAUUCAAUCCAUAGCAAUCAUGGCACCACCAGCAACACAAUUCGAGCUUGCGCAACCACCCAACGAUGCCAUUUCGGCUCUUGCCUUCGCACCCGACGCACCGUCGCGGUUACUAGUCUCCUCCUGGGACAAAAACAUCUACCUCUAUGAUACCCUUCAGAACAGCGGCGAUGGCAGCCAUGGAGUUCUACUACAGACAUAUGAGAACCGCGCCCCGGUGAUGGAUGUAUGCUUCGGCGCGGAUGGAAACGAGGCUUUCAGUGCCGGUAUGGAUUGGCAAGUCCGGCGCAUCGAUCUCGAGACCGGCGAACAGACGACUCUAAGCAAGCACGCCGCGCCGGUAAGGAGAGUCGUAUACAGCCGAGAGCAUUCUCUCCUCAUCUCCGCGUCCUGGGACAGCACCCUCCAUAUCCAUAACCCAACAAACCUCUCUCUCACCCCCCUCGCCAUUCCCCUCCCAGGCAAACCCCACGCCCUAGCCGCGAGUCCCUCAAAAGUAAUCGUAGCCAUGACCUCGCGGCUCGUGCACAUCUACGACAUAUCCGCCCUAUCCAAUGCCUUAGCCUUACAAACCAACGAACCCCCGCAACCAUGGCAACAACGCGAAUCCUCCCUAAAAUUCCUAACCCGCGCCGUCGCCGCCAUGCCGUCCGACGCAGGUUACGCAACCUCAAGCAUCGAGGGACGCGUAGCAGUAGAAUGGUUCGACGCCAGCGCCGAAUCCCAAGCCCGUAAAUACGCAUUUAAAUGCCACCGCACCGCGCAACCCGCCUCCACGACCUCCGAUACCCCCGUCGACGUCGUAUUCCCCGUAAACGCACUCGCCUUCCACCCAGUCCACGGAAGCACAUUCGCAAGCGGAGGCGGCGACGCCACCGUCGCCUUAUGGGAUGCCGAAGCCAAGCGCCGUAUGAAAGUAUACCAAAAAUUCGCGGAUAGCGUGGCAGCGCUCGCAUUUAGCGCCGAUGGAAGGUACCUCGCCGUCGGUGUAUGUCCUGGUUUCGAGACAGGGAUGGAGGAUUAUAACGGUGAAGGACGGACGAAGAUUUUUGUGAGGGAGUUAGGUGAGAAUGAGGCUUUGCCGAAGGGUAAGGGCAAGUAGAGCUAGGCUGAGGGAGGGGGUAGGUGUUAAAGAUGAAUAAUUUAAAUAAAAAGAGAUAAAGCUAUGAAAGAGGAAGAGAAAACAUGGAUGUUGCUGAUUCUGUGUAUCGUCUACCUACAGGUUUUUAAGGACGAGAUAGAACCCAAAGCCGGUUGGCGUUAAUAGGGGAAGGGAUAUUUGAAUUCUACAAAGAUAUUUCCUGCCA
This is a messenger RNA of Hypoxylon trugodes, 1368 nucleotides long. Its product is annotated as mitotic checkpoint protein BUB3. Lineage: Eukaryota; Fungi; Ascomycota; Sordariomycetes; Xylariales; Hypoxylaceae. The coding region runs from base 81 to 1163 and encodes 360 amino acids. The record is from RefSeq and is a predicted model, not a curated record. Gene Ontology annotation, biological process: mitotic spindle assembly checkpoint signaling. Gene Ontology annotation, cellular component: mitotic checkpoint complex; bub1-bub3 complex; kinetochore. The transcript has 3 exons. Gene Ontology annotation, molecular function: ubiquitin binding.